Messenger RNA from Scophthalmus maximus (turbot), 6373 nucleotides. RefSeq names its product RUNX1 partner transcriptional co-repressor 1 (gene runx1t1). Gene Ontology annotation, molecular function: transcription corepressor activity. NCBI's taxonomy places the organism in Eukaryota, Metazoa, Chordata, Actinopteri, Pleuronectiformes, Scophthalmidae. Gene Ontology annotation, cellular component: nucleus. The record is from RefSeq and is a predicted model, not a curated record. Gene Ontology annotation, biological process: negative regulation of DNA-templated transcription; DNA-templated transcription. The coding region runs from base 313 to 2172 and encodes 619 amino acids. The transcript has 11 exons.
CUCCUCCUCGGCGCCCGGGCUUCGACGAGACUCCGGGCUCUCCCCAUCCAGCACGUUCCCAGCAACUGCUCUGCAAGCUGCCCCCUUCUUCUUCUUCUUCUUCUUCUUCUUCUUCUUCUUCUUCUUCUUCUUUUUUUUUUUGGAGUUUGAACCACCUUUCCCGAGCUGCUGGAAGUACACAAGCCAGAGCCCCCACAGAGCUGGCCGGACUCCGCGGCGGUCGUCUCCCCGACUCUGACGGAUCACCGAGGGGACCUUGCGCGUAAUCGGAAGGACUGGAAAUUAUUGAGCCCUCUCACAUCAACGUGCCGCAUGGUGGGAAUUUCUGCCUCUUUUCAGUAUCGCACUGGGAAGCGCUCCACCAUGCCCGACUCACCUGCGGACGUCAAGACACAGUCCAGGUUGACCCCCCCUACCAUGCCGCCCCCACCCAACACACAGGGAGGACCACGCAACAGCUCCUACACUCCCACGACAUUAACCAACGGCAGCAGCCACUCUCCUACGGCGCUCAACGGCGCUCCAUCUCCACCCAAUGGCUACAGCAAUGGUCCUAGCUCCUCUUCGUCAUCCUCGUUGGCCAACCAGCAGCUGCCGCCGGCCUGUGGCGCCCGGCAGCUCAGCAAGCUCAAGCGCUUCCUCACUACGCUACAGCAGUUUGGCAACGACAUCUCACCAGAAAUCGGCGAGCGGGUCCGCACACUGGUGCUGGGACUAGUGAAUUCCACGCUAACCAUCGAAGAAUUUCACUCCAAGCUCCAAGAAGCCACCAACUUCCCUCUGCGACCUUUCGUCAUACCCUUUCUGAAGGCCAACCUGCCACUUCUCCAGAGGGAGCUGCUGCACUGUGCCAGGCUGGCCAAGCAGAACCCGGCUCAGUACCUGGCCCAGCACGAGCAGCUGCUGCUGGACACCAGCACCACCUCCCCCGUGGACUCGUCUGAACUCCUGCUGGAUGUCAACGAGAACGGCAAGAGAAGGACGCCGGACAGAACCAAAGAAAAUGGCUUCGAGCGGGAUGGUGCCCUGCACCCAGACGUUCACCCCAGCAAACGGCCCUGCACCAUCAGCCCCGCGCAGCGCUUCAGCCCAUCCAACGGGCUCUCCUACCAACCCAACGGCCUGCCCCACCCAGGCCCGCUCCCUCCACAGCACUACAGGCUGGACGACAUGGCCAUCGCCCAUCAUUACCGGGACAACUACAGACACACGCCCUCCAACCAUCGGGAGAUCCGGGAAAGAGCUCGGACAAUUGGAAUACAUGCAGGGACCAGGCAGGAGGAAGUGAUUGACCACAGACUGACAGACAGAGAGUGGGCUGAGGAGUGGAAGCACCUUGACCAUGUAAGAAAACUGCUGAACUGUAUCAUGGACAUGGUGGAGAAAACAAGGCGCUCGCUAACAGUACUGCGGCGAUGCCAGGAGGCAGAUCGGGAGGAGCUCAACUACUGGAUCCGACGAUACAGCGAUGCCGAAGAGCUGAAGAAGGGCGCCGCUAGUGGGCAGUCAAGGCAGCAGAGCCCUGCAGCGCAGGAAAAUGCAACACCGGAAAUUCACAGGGAGCUGUUGCACCGACCUGUGUCUGGCUAUGUCCCUGAAGAGAUCUGGAAGAAAGCUGGUACGGGAGGAUUGACUUCCUCUGUGUCCACACUCUUUCCAGAGGAGGCCGUGAAUGAGGUCAAGCGGCAGGCCGUGUCCGAGCUGCAGAAGGCCGUGUCGGAGGCCGAGCGCAAGGCUCACGAGAUGAUCAGCAGCGAGCGCGCCAAGAUGGAGCGCACUGUCGCCGAAGCCAAGCGGCAGGCAGCCGAGGAUGCGCUCUCCAUAAUCAACCAGCAGGAGGACUCCAGCGAGAGCUGCUGGAACUGCGGCCGCAAGGCCAGCGAGACGUGCAGCGGCUGCAACACAGCGCGCUACUGCGGCUCCUUCUGCCAGCAUAAGGACUGGGAGAAGCACCACCACGUCUGCGGCCAGACCCUCCAGGCCCAGCAGCAGCAGGCCGGCCAACAGCCGGGAGGCGUUCCCGGGUCAGAGACCCCCGCUCCCAUCAGCUCGUCGGCCUGCACCCCGAGCAGCGGGACCGGGAGUCCGGCUGCUACCCCGCCUGCUGCUACCCCUCGCUCGUCCACCCCCGGCACCCCGUCCUCCUCCGCCCUGGAUGGCGCACCCCGUUAAGAGACUCACACGGAGGAUGGAGGCGAGGGCCUGGAGGGGCCAACAUCCGGCCCCCAACCCCGCAAACAGCGCGACUGUCUACAUUGCCUUGCAAAGAUUCGAAGCUAACAUGGCUGACGGAAAGGGAUGGCAACGCUUCCGUCUAUCUUGCAGCGUAGUCAUAGGAGGGAGGAAGAGGAGGUCCAUAAUCAGGUCAUAUUGACUUGUGCCGUGACUUUAAAGAAACACAAAGAUAUUCUUUGUGUCUGAAUGAAUGAAUUUAAAUAUUGACAUCCGUUUGUCAUUACACUUGCUAUUCUUGUUGUCUGUUUUUUGUGCCUGUUGUCGUCGUAAACGUUGCUGUCAUCGUAGCUUUUCUUAUUUCCCCCUGUAAAUAUGAGACUGGACAGAGAAAGCCGUGAACUCAAGACAAGUAUAUAUGACCUCCCCCUGUUUUUUUUUUUUGUUUGGCUUUUCAUGUUUUUACUCUCCAUCCCGGAAUUAACACUUAUUUACUUCCUGUACCUGGGACAUGACACUAGUCAACCUCAAGAAGACAUUUUACCGAACAACAUACCAAUGGAAUAUGCCUGGCAGAGUGUCAUCGGCAUUCUGUGAAAGAAAUUCAAUUUGAAAGACACGCUGACGGAUGGAUACAUAAACAAAUUUGCUGCCUGGAGAGAGGAGCGAGGGGUGGACUGAAUCUCUGGUCCACAGACUGCCAUGCAAUGGGCAGAUGUGCGGCAGAUUGCAAGCAGAGCCAGCUGUUCGGCCAAUGUUAUUUCCCUCUCGCUUGUAAUAAUAUCCAGGUCAGUGGGCUGGGAAAUACAAAUUCGUCUCCCUGAAGGAUGUAAAAGGAUACAAAACUUUGCCCACUGCACAUGUGGAGGAUGUACUGACUACGCUUCACGAGUGCACGCUCGGUGGGCCACGGACGCUCUCGAAACAGGAGGCGAAGGCGUCGUCCCACCGGCGAGACUGUCCCAUCACCUCGACAGCAGCGGGGACACGCAGAGCUGCGGAUCCACGGUGUGAAGACUCACCCCACACUCCCCCCUCCUGUCUCAACACUAAGAAAAAACAUUUUCAUCGUUUCUCCAUGUUUCCUUUUUCUAUAGAUGUCAUGGUGUUUAAGACUUCUGUCCUGUGGUGUCAUCAAUGGUUAUUUAUUGUAUAUGUGUUGGACAAUUGUGACAAUACAUAGUAAUUCAACCAGUCACAACUCUUAGUCCUUCAAAACUCUCUCUCUCUCUCUCUCUCUCUCUCUCUCUCUCUCUCUCUCUCUCUCUCUCUCUCUCUCUCUCUCUCUCUCUCCCUCUCCCUCUCCCUCUCUCUCUCUCUCUCUCUCUCUCUCUCUCUCCCUCUCUCUCUCUCCCUCUCCUUCUCUCUAGCUGGUGCAAAAAGAGAUGAAAAAAAAGAAGUGUUAUCCUUUUUCCAAGCUGCUUUCCUAUUCUGUGUGUAAGUGGUAGAGCCCCCGUAGUUUCUAUAAGUUUUACUUCCCUUUGUCCUCAAGAAAAGACAGAAGCUAUAUCUCAGAGCUGCUACUUGAGUCCGACCCAGAUCUUUUCUGAGAACGAGCAUGUUGCGCGGAAUGCUUACCUAAAUGUUUUGUACAAGGGACAUACAUAAAUGUAAUUGCACUGUCACAGAUGUUACUUCGGCAUGCUUCUUUUCAGCAUACUUGUGUUGUCGGUAUGGAGCCAUAAUUCUUCUUCAGCCAUUUUGUAUGUAGUGAUAGCAUAAUACGUUUUGGGUUUUUUUAAUUUUUGGGGGGAGGGGGUGGGGUGGUUGGAAAAAUGUAAAAUCACCAAACCCACUUUUCUAUUCUCAACAUCCUAACAAAAGCAGCCAUAAUGUUUUUUUUGUUUUUUUUUUUAAAUAUUUACAGUUACAGACAGUGCAUGCACAUUAUUGAACGUUUGUUAGAUAUUUGUUAUUUUUUAGAAAAACUGAAAAGCGACCAAAAAAAGUAAAAACAAAAAAUACAAAAAAUAUAUAUUCUAACCAACUAACUUUCCAAAUGCAGAGGUGUAGACUCCGAUUGACAGCUUUAACACUGCAAAGCACCAGGUAACACAGUAUUAACACAAGAGAUAAAAAAAAAAAUAAACACACCAAAAACAGCCAAAGACUGACACCAAGGACCAAAAUCCUGAUUUAAACAAUUUUCAAUAGAGGUUUGUUCACACAAACAUUUGGUUAUUUAUUUCUGCAGGUUUUGUUCACACAUCCACAGAACAAAUCCAACUUCAAUGUCAUGAAGUCAUUUAUACUAAUUCCGUCUGGAAACCAAUAGCACUCAUCUUGCGUUGUGAAAUGAGAAGGUGUGAAUUAAAUAUAAUGAACAUUUCAUCGCAGCGUUACAUUUUAUUAACUGGAGCAAUAAUAACUAAUGUGACAUGAACACAAAUAACUUCUGUGACCGUUUUUGAAGAAAUCUUUGUGCAUUUUCUCAUUACACAAAUGUCAGAUUAAGUGCCCAUUUCAGCUUUAAGCAGUUAAGUUCUUUAUUUAUAUAGAGGUGAAUGUGAGACUGGGCUUUCACACCAAUGCUUUUUACAGCUGUUUUAUAUUUAUUUAUAUCAGAGUAUGUCUUUUUCGGGAUAGAUAAUCAGUCACAACUUUGUUGUAAACUUUCGAUGGAAAUCAAACAAACCUCUCAUUCAUAGUAAGAGAGCACUUAACCUGACGCACACGAAGGCUCUUCACCCCAGACACCUUGGUGCUACACAGAAGCGCGUUACAAAUUCUGACCUCAAGAAACGAGUGGACGCCUGCAAAUGUUGUGGGCACUUUUCUCCCUCUGUACUUCCUCAUCGCACCCUUCUUGUCUAACUAGAAUACACACCUGCAUUCUAAAAGGGUUCAACCAUCCAAAAAGGUGUUUGACACCCUACUCGCAAACUCCUCAAAAGCUGUGAAGGAACAGCCAAGCUGUUUUAACACUGGCGCAUUUGAAAGUAUACAACAAAUAAUGUGCGCGUGUGCAUCCUUAUCAGAGCAAAACCUGGGUUUUAAAGAAAAAAAGUAAGACAAACAUUAUUGCUCAAUGAUUCUUUAAAAAAGCUCUAUUUUUUUUUUUCUUUCUUCCCUCCUCUAUGUGUGUUUUGCUACAAAUUCCUCGGUGGCAAACAAGUCUCACUCUACCUCUUACAGCACGAUAAGAGCAUCAGUCGCAGCGCUGAUACUGGUCUAGUCGAAACCAAAUGGGCACAAGAGAACAGGAAAAUAAAAAACCCAAAGUCGAAGCUCAUACAGCUGCAAAACCAUAUCACUACUUGGUAACAAUGCAGACCUCAUAAAUGAAUGAAACAUAAAUGAAUAGAAACGACAAAAAAAGUGGAGGAAAAAAAACUUUUGUUAUGUUCCUUUAUGCCUGUGGCGUUUCUAGAUUACAUCAAGAGUUUGAAUUGUUUGAACAGGAAAAAAAACAAAAAAAAACGAUCAUUUUAAAGAAAAGUGUUUUUGAGUCCUAUUUCGAUGAAACAAGCUAAGGUCACGGAUAAGAAAUGUUGUUUCUCUCUCGCUCUUUUUCUCCCGUUUCCCCUUCACCUUUCUCUCCUUCUCUCUUCUCUGUUGUAAAGACAUGCUGAAGUGCUUGUCGACUUGUCAGUUAGGGUAAAUUCAAAAGGGGAUAUACAAAACGAAAAGCUUGUAAAAAAAAAAAAAAAAGCAAACAAAAAAAGCAAAAAAAAAAAGAAGCAAAAAUCAAACAUAAAAGACUAAGGCUAUGGAUUUAGGCAUGCCUGUUUUUUCACAAUAGGAGGAAAUGUUAUUUAAAUUUCUUACUUAACAAGAAACAUGGGGCCAACGGUGAACAGCAAAGGCUGUAGCAUUAAUCUAGGGGAGUGAGUUGAACUUAAAGGGUGGGGGGGGGGGGUUAUUUUGCGUUCUCUUGAGAAAAUUUAUUGUGAAAAAAAGAUUUCAAAUGAUUUGAAGUUGUUGUGCAAUACUUAAUUGAGACAUGAAAACCACAGGUUAGUGGUAGGCUGACACUGAGCGGUCUUUCCAUCGCUUAGAGUCAGUGUCCUCUAGAGAGCUUUCCAGUCUACUAUGUCAGAACUGUGGUUUCUUGUUGAUUUUUAUUUCUUUAAGUUUCUUUUUUUAUUCUUUUUUUUUUUGGGCUGUAAACUAUGGUCUGUCAGUCUGUGAACUUUGCAGUAUAAUUCUGGUAUUGUUGUUCUCUUUACGGUGUAAUAAAUAUGUUAAUACCUGCCUCGGA